Messenger RNA from Talaromyces atroroseus, 1527 nucleotides. RefSeq lists its product as hypothetical. Bases 1 to 1527 code for a protein of 508 amino acids. Lineage: Eukaryota; Fungi; Ascomycota; Eurotiomycetes; Eurotiales; Trichocomaceae. The record is from RefSeq and is a predicted model, not a curated record. The transcript has 6 exons. Gene Ontology annotation, molecular function: oxidoreductase activity, acting on paired donors, with incorporation or reduction of molecular oxygen; heme binding; iron ion binding.
AUGGCAACUAUACAAAUUAGCCUCAUAGCAGCCAUCGGGCUCUUGACAGUAUAUCUCGUCUAUACAUUCCGGAAACUUGGGAGCAUCCCUGGUCCUUUCUGGGGGCGAAUCUCAAACCUGCCACGCGUCAAUUGGGUUAAGACCGGACGAUCUCAUGAGAUCCAUCAAGACUUACACCGCAAAUAUGGCGACGUUGUGCGCUUCGGCCCGAAUAUGGUGUCUGUUGCAGACCCAGCCUGUAUCCCUGUCAUCUAUCCAAUGAGACCUGGAUUUCCCAAGGGCCAGUUCUAUCGAGCCCUAAUGCCAUACACCGGUAAAGGCAAGUCUCUACCAGCUGUUUUCAACACCAGAGAUGAAGCCAUCCUCAAGCAAAUCAAGAGUCCAAUUGCUCCGUUGUUUUCACUGUCAAACGUCCUUACGCUUGAACCCUUUGUGACCCGUACAUUAGAAGUACUUUUGGAGCAAUUUGACGCCCGUUUCGUUCAGACGGGGAAAACCUUUGACUUGGCCGACUGGUUACAGUAUUAUUCUUUCGAUGUGAUGGGAACGUUGACGCUGUCUAAGCGUUAUGGGUUUCUAGAACACGGAAAGGAUGUGAAUGGCAUGCUGCUUUCUAUAUGGAACUAUUUCAAGGCUGCUGCUCCAAUGACGCAAAUUCCAUGGUUUGACGAAAUCUGGAACAAGAAUUCCUGGGUCAACAUAUUCACGCCCCCUGGUGGAUUUUCAAUCUUACGAAUAGUACGCGGAUUUAUUGAGGAACGGCAGAAAUUAAUGGAAGAGAAGGGCAACGUGUAUAGGAAUAAGAAGCUUCAUGAAAAGGACAUGCUGUCUCGAUUUUUGGAGCUUCAGCAAAAUAACCCAUCCAUCCCACCAUGGUCUGUCAUGGCAUGGACUUUUUCCAAUGUCUUUGCAGGCUCUGACUCGACGGCAGCCAUCCUACGAGCUAUCUGGUACAAUCUCUUGGCGCACCCUCAUACCCUGGAGCGACUUCAUAACGAAUUAAAGGAGACAGAGCAGACUCGUGGUCUUAAGCAUCCGAUUCCUGACUGGGGCCAAGUCAGUGAUUUGCCAUACUUAGACGCAUGCAUCAACGAGGCAGUGAGGUUGCAUCCACCGUUCUGUUUGCCCUUUGAACGUGUUGUUCCACAUGGCGGCAUUACUAUAGGCGCACAUUACCUUCCAGAGGGGACUGUGGUUGGAAUGAGUCCGUAUGUGACAAACCGACAUCGACCAACAUUUGGCGAGGAUGCCGAUGAAUGGAACCCUGAUCGCUGGCUUUGUGAGGACGAACAGCAACGGAAGAAGCUUGAACAGAGUAUUCUGACGUUCGGAGCAGGAAGACGAGUAUGUCUAGGGAAGCACGUCGCAGUGUUGGAAAUCAAGAAAUUGAUCCCUACAUUGCUUUUGAAUUACGAGUUCAAGCUACUGGAUCCAAAGCGGUAUAGAUUGGAGAACUUCUGGUUUUUCCAGCCUCAAGGGAUAGACGUCAAAAUCAGAAAGCGUGCCAACACCGAACGACAGUCUUGA